Molecule: messenger RNA, 1509 nt
Organism: Ornithorhynchus anatinus (platypus)
Lineage: Eukaryota; Metazoa; Chordata; Mammalia; Monotremata; Ornithorhynchidae
Gene: TMEM65
Product: transmembrane protein 65
Exons: 7
Coding region: 305-979 (224 amino acids)
Biological process (GO): cardiac ventricle development; regulation of cardiac conduction
Cellular component (GO): mitochondrion
Source: RefSeq, a predicted model, not a curated record
CGAUGGGGCCCGGUGGGGUCGGGCCGGCCGAGCCCCAGCCACAGCAGCGGGACCGACCGACCGACCGACCGACCGACCGACCGACCGACCGACCGACCGACCGACCCGACCGACCCGACCGACCCGACCGACCCGACCGACCCACACACGGACCGACCGACCGACAAACCACGGCGGACGGCGAAAGAGGGAAAGCAAGCAAGGGAAGCUCCCGGAGCCGCCUCCCCUCCUCCCUCCGGCCCCAAAGUUCCGUCGUGGGGCGUGGGAGCGGCCGGGCCGGGCUGCGGGGCGGGUGCGCUGGGUCAUGUGGCGGCUGCGGCCCCUGCCCCGGCCCCUGCUGGCCCCGCUGGCCCCUCUGGCCCCGCUGUCCCCGCUGUCCCCGCUGUCCCGGCCCCCCGCCGGGAGGCCUCCGUGUCGCGGUCUGGGCACCCACCCCAAGAAGGAGCCCAUGGAGGCGCUGAACACGGCGCAGGCGGCCCGGGACUUCAUCUACAGCCUGCACUCCACCGAGAGGACCUGCCUGCUCAGGGAGCUCCACCGCUUCGAGUCCAUCGCCAUCGCCCAGGAAAAGUUGGAAGCUCCUCCUCCCUCGCCUGGAAUGCUGAGAUAUGUGUUCAUCCACAAUGCAUUGCCUUUCGUAGGGUUUGGCUUUCUGGAUAAUGCAAUCAUGAUUGUUGCUGGAACUCAGAUAGAAUUGUCUAUUGGAGUUAUCCUUGGAAUUUCCACGAUGGCAGCUGCUGCUUUGGGAAAUCUUGUUUCAGAUUUAGCUGGACUUGGUCUUGCAGGCUAUGUGGAAGCUUUAGCCGCUAGAUUAGGCCUUUCAAUUCCUGAUUUGACGCCGAAGCAAGUCGAUAUGUGGCAAACACGAGUUAGUGCCCACUUGGGUAAAGGUGUUGGAGUGGCCAUUGGUUGUCUUCUAGGAAUGUUUCCUUUGCUCUUCUUUGGCGACGAUGAAGAAAAACUGGAAGAUAAAAAUUAACCCUUUUAGAAUACCUAUAAAAAGAUGUAAACUAAUGUACCUCAGUUAUUUAGUAUGCUGUCAUGACAUUUAGGAAUUAAGACAGUAACAGUGUAUAGACACGGGAACAAAAAUCCAGCAUGUUUUAUGAAAACACUAACUUAUUGUGACUUUGUCUUAGUACAUACAUCUUUUUAUAAAAAAAGAAAAUGAAAUAGCAUCCUAUUAAUGUAAACUGUUGAAAUGCCUUUACCAGUGGCAGUCAACAUUUUUCAGUGCUUUAUCUCCAUUAUAGUAAAGUUAUUUAAAACUGCCAGUCGAGGAUGCAUUGAGGGGGUUCAGAUUUGCAUAUUGGAUGUAACCUGGCUAUCUGUUGUUCCAACUGAGGCUCUGGGCUUUCGUCCAUUUUCCUGUCAUUUCAGUUUAAGGUUCAUGAUAUUUUUCUUCCCUGAUCCUACCCAGGUUCCAUUUUCAUUUUCAUUCUUUUUAAAAUAAUAAUUAUGGUAUUUUGUUCAGCGCUUAACUAGGUGCUAAGCACUGUUUUAAGUGCU